This is a messenger RNA of Paramecium tetraurelia, 1103 nucleotides long. RefSeq lists its product as uncharacterized. NCBI's taxonomy places the organism in Eukaryota, Ciliophora, Oligohymenophorea, Peniculida, Parameciidae. The record is from RefSeq and is a predicted model, not a curated record. The transcript has 5 exons.
AUGAUAGUUGCCUUAUUUAUUUCAACUGCAUUAGCUCUAUAAAUGAAUGAGUAGGCCACACUCACAACAGAAGCCCAAACUGCUGUUAGAGAAUUUGUUCAAUCUAGUCCAAUGGGGAAGAUGAUGUUUGAGUUUGCUUAAUUGGAGAUGCACGCUUCUGGUGCUGUAGACAUCUUGAUUGAAGUUCUCAAGGCCUUCGGUCGUCAAUAAGAAGACAGAUUGAACGAAGAAAACACAAUUUGGUAAAACAGACUGGGAGAUCAUAAUGCUCGCAGAAUUCAGUAUGAGUCACUGGUAACUGAAGGUGGAUUAGCUAUUAACAGGGAUAGGAAAAAAUUGACUUAAGAAUAUGAACCUCGAAAAGAAGAACUAAAUGAAAUACUAACAACCUUGAAAACGAAUAUGGGCAAAAAUGAAGUUGCUAAAAAGAAUGCAGAAGCUUUGACAAAUGAAAUCACUGAAGCCAUCAAAGCAACUGACGACACUCUAGAAUACAUCAAGAGGUGCAGUCAAGGUUCAUUUAUUGAAGUUGACAAAAUUAAUGAUCAUCUCCUAUUCUUGUAAAAGAAAUCAUCUAAAUCUACUGACUAUGUUGGAUCAAUAAUCUAGGCACUUAUGUAAAUAAGUGAAAAGUAGAACUUCGCAGAUAGAGAGGUUCAAAAGUAAUUGGUUGAUCUAUUGCAAUCAUUGAGAGGCUAUUUUGUUGAGACUCUACAAGCAGCCUACAAUGAUGAGGAUUAAUAGAAAUUAUUGCAUGAAAAUAGAAUGAAUCAAUUAGAAAACGAAAAAUAAGUAUUUGAAAAACAAUACAGUGAUGCUUAUGCUGAAAGAGAAUAAAGAUCAUUAUAAAUUGAAGACACAAAUAGAUUAUUAGAUACAAGAGGCAAAGAAUUAUCAGGCUAUUAAGAUCGAUUGACUACUGAAAACAAUAAUUUCUCUUAAAAUCAAAAGAUUCAUGAUGAUCUAGUAGCAGCCAUCAGUGGAGAAAUUGGUUUUAUAGAAAAGUCAUUAGAUGUUUUGAUGACUUAAGCAUUUUCCGAUGAACUCUAAUCAGCCAUUAAUAAAGCUAAAUGAAUUAUGAUCAAAUCCAAAUAUAUUUAUUA